Messenger RNA from Metarhizium album ARSEF 1941, 975 nucleotides. RefSeq names its product serine/threonine-protein phosphatase PP1. The transcript is spliced from 4 exons. Gene Ontology annotation, cellular component: nucleus; cytoplasm. Bases 1 to 975 code for a protein of 324 amino acids. NCBI's taxonomy places the organism in Eukaryota, Fungi, Ascomycota, Sordariomycetes, Hypocreales, Clavicipitaceae. The record is from RefSeq and is a predicted model, not a curated record. Gene Ontology annotation, molecular function: protein serine/threonine phosphatase activity.
AUGGCUGACCAACAUGAGGUCGAUCUCGAUUCUAUAAUCGACCGCCUGCUCGAGGUGCGUGGCAGCCGCCCCGGAAAGCAGGUUCAGCUGCUCGAAGCCGAGAUUCGAUACCUGUGCACCAAAGCCCGCGAGAUCUUCAUCUCCCAGCCCAUCUUGCUCGAGCUCGAGGCCCCAAUCAAGAUAUGCGGCGACAUUCACGGCCAAUAUUAUGACUUGCUGCGGCUCUUUGAGUACGGUGGUUUUCCUCCCGAGGCCAACUACCUCUUCUUAGGCGACUACGUGGACAGAGGCAAGCAGUCUCUCGAGACUAUUUGUCUGUUGCUCGCCUACAAGAUCAAGUACCCCGAGAACUUUUUCAUCUUGCGAGGUAACCACGAGUGCGCCUCCAUCAACCGCAUCUACGGUUUUUACGAUGAGUGCAAGCGUCGUUACAACAUCAAGCUGUGGAAGACCUUCACCGAUUGCUUCAACUGCCUUCCCAUUGCCGCUAUCAUCGAUGAGAAGAUUUUCACUAUGCACGGUGGUCUCAGCCCCGACUUGAACUCUAUGGAGCAGAUUCGACGUGUGAUGCGACCAACGGAUAUUCCUGACUGUGGUUUGCUUUGCGAUCUGCUCUGGUCGGAUCCUGACAAGGAUAUUACUGGCUGGAGCGAGAAUGACCGAGGCGUCUCCUUCACCUUUGGGCCUGAUGUUGUCUCUCGGUUCCUGCAAAAGCACGACAUGGAUCUGAUUUGUCGCGCUCAUCAAGUUGUCGAAGACGGCUAUGAGUUUUUCUCCAAGCGCCAGCUGGUAACUUUGUUCAGUGCGCCCAACUACUGCGGAGAGUUUGAUAAUGCCGGAGCCAUGAUGAGCGUCGACGAGAGUUUGCUCUGCUCGUUCCAGAUCCUCAAGCCUGCUGAGAAGAAACAAAAGUACGUUUACGGUGGUCUUGGCAGCGGGAGCAGACCAGUCACUCCCAAAUACAAGUCCAAAUAG